This is a messenger RNA of Fonsecaea erecta, 879 nucleotides long. RefSeq lists its product as hypothetical. The transcript has 3 exons. Lineage: Eukaryota; Fungi; Ascomycota; Eurotiomycetes; Chaetothyriales; Herpotrichiellaceae. Gene Ontology annotation, molecular function: oxidoreductase activity. The record is from RefSeq and is a predicted model, not a curated record. The coding region runs from base 1 to 879 and encodes 292 amino acids.
AUGACGGAUCUGAAUAUCACGGACGCCGAUAUAGGCGACAAGCUCCGAGGGAAGACGGCCGUAGUCACGGGUGGCUCGUCGGGGAUCGGACUCAGCAUUGUCCAGAAGCUCGCGACGUCGGGAGUGAAGGUCCUGGUCGGGGACGUCCAGCCGUUGCGGGAGACUGUCGAGGGCGUGCAGUACAUGCCGACGGACACGAGCCGGUGGGAGGACCUCCUCAGUCUCUUCAAGCGCGCGGUCGCGGACUGGGGACGCAUCGACAUCGUGAUCCCCAACGCCGGCAUCGGCGACAAGGGCGACUUCUUCGACAAGGUUGACGACCAAGGGGAUCCGAUCAAGCCGGCCUUCGACUGCCUACGCGUCACGCUGAUUGGGCAGAUGUACACGGUUAAGUUGGCUAUGCACUACAUGCGCCGACAGGUGCCGCAGGGCGGGGUGAUUGUGUCGACGGUGUCUCGCGCAGGCUACGUGGCCGAGAGCAUCCCGGUCUACGGGGCGGCGAAGCACGGCAUGGUCGGGUUGAUGCGCGCGCUGCGACCGCUGACGGGGACGUGGAACAUCCGGAUCAACAGCAUCGCGCCCGGGAUCACCGACACGCCGGCCCUGCGCACGCUGCCGGACCUGGUGCCCAAGCUGUGGAGCAGCGGCGUCGUGCCCAUGAACACCAGCGCCGAGUGUGCCCUGGCGGCGGCAUUUCUGUGCGCCGACGAAAGCUACAACGGCUGCACCAUCUUCAUCAACGGCGGCAAGUACCGCGAGGUCGAGAGCGGCUAUCAACGCCACCUGAAGGACAUCAUGGGCGAUGAUCCGCGCUUGAGCAUGACGCCGGAAGAGAAGAAGAUUCUAGAGGACAUCUUUACGCCGAGUAGCAAAUACUAA